AACAAUUCAUUCAUUGGUUCAUUCAUAUUUCAUUCAUCAUGUGGGGGUGAUCGUCGAAGUGGGGUAUUUGGGGCGUAUCUUACAAAAAUUAAAACCAUAAUUCGCAAUAUAUUAUGCUUUUUAAGAGACUAGUAAUCAAUAUCAGGCGACACAAUGGCUCAAUCUAAUUUCAGUGCGGUUGAUGAAUACGGGUUUGAGAGGCACGAGGACUUCGACUACGAGAGCUAUGAGGACUUCAUGUCGAAUUAUUUAAAAGUUUUAGCCACAAGGGCUCAGAAAUGGUCCACGCUGCUCGGCGAAGGAAAGUCGGUCAAACGCACCAACACUGUAAAAAGAUACGUUCGCAAAGGAGUACCCAGUGAACACCGGCCGUCAGUAUGGAUGGCAAUUUCUCAAGCGGAAAUGAUGAAAGAACAAUGUCCCGAUUUAUACCAAAAAAUACUAGAUGGCCCAUUUGAGAAGGAGCUGGUGGAUCUUGUGAAGACAGACCUUCCUCGCACCUUCCCGGACAACAUAUACUUUACUAAAGAGGCCAACCACCAGACACACUUGUUCAACAUACUUAUAGCUUACGCACACAACAACAGGGUCGUUGGAUACUGUCAGGGACUCAAUUAUAUUGCAGGUUUACUGCUACUGGCAACGAAAAGCGAGGAGACAUCAUUCUGGCUGCUAAAAGUGCUAGUUGAGAAGAUCUUGCCGGACUACUACACGCGGACAAUGGAUGGCCUCAUUGUAGACAUUGAGGUCCUGUCCGAACUAGUCAAAACCAAAGUGCCCGACGUGCACCAACAUGUUAUCAAUCUGGGGCUCCCAUGGGCAGUAAUAACAACGAAAUGGUUCGUCUGCCUAUUCGCCGAAGUACUACCCAUAGAGACAGUCCUGCGGAUAUGGGACUGUCUGUUCUACGAGGGCUCGAAGAUCUUGUUCCGGGUGUGUCUGACCCUGAUCAAGAACAACCGAGCUGAGAUAAUGUCCUGUAACGACUUCACCUCCCUGGCGGAGUGCUUCAAAGCAAUCGUGAAGAACGCCAGUGCGUUACACUGUCAUGAGUUUAUGCAGUCAAUCUUCAAAGUACCUGGCACACUCUCCAACGCAACUAUAAUCAAGCUGAGAGCGAGGUUCGCGAAGCAACGUCGCGAGCAACAACAGAAGGAGCCGCCGCGGUGAAUGCCCGGCGCCCGCGCUCCACCUGAUCUCAAUCCACAACCAAAUUGUACAUGUUACACCACUACUUAACAACUACUUAUAAAUGACAACAUAUAUUUUUGAUCUCUAUACUUUUUAACAACAAAUAAAUGAGGUCUCACCAUUCAAUUCACUGUCAUUAGGUUGCCCUGAGAUAUUAGAAAUUUUAUUCGAAAAAUUAGCAAUAAGCUAUUAAAUUAUUUACAUUGAUAGCUUGUUCAGUUAUUUUGAAGGCUUUUUUAUUACAUGGCGCUCGUUUUUAUCGCCGUUAUUAUGAAUCAAAAGUAUAUUUAUCUAGCUUGUUGCGAUUUUGUACAAACCUUACUAGUCUUUAUAGCGUUGCAUGUUUAGUGGGUCUUCAUUGGAACCAGCGAAGUACUGGGGUUACGGGGAGGACUUUUAUUUCCAGCAGUCAUGACAAUCUCCUGAGGCUAAUGUACCAUUACACUAUGUACAACGGUUGUAGUGUGCACCUAGCCUCGUAUGCAUAUUUGCAAUUGACUUUUGCUAAGUUACUAUUAAGUUAUAAUGUUGUUUCGCAUAUCAUUAAAGUAUUUUUCUAAUAGUA
Helicoverpa armigera (cotton bollworm) is the source of this 1756-nucleotide messenger RNA. RefSeq names its product growth hormone-regulated TBC protein 1-A. The transcript has 6 exons. The record is from RefSeq and is a predicted model, not a curated record. Lineage: Eukaryota; Metazoa; Arthropoda; Insecta; Lepidoptera; Noctuidae. Bases 154 to 1170 code for a protein of 338 amino acids.